ACGUGUGGGCGUUACCCUUGACUACCGGAAGUGCAGGUGCAUCGCGAAGCUAGCAGCAUAAACAUCUUUCCAAGUAUUAAUGUUUUAAACAUUCCCAGGCGUAACACGGGCCUGUAAAUUACAAUUUUGAUAGAGGAGCCCUCAUAUUUGUAAUUUUACUGUCGGGAAGUGUGGAAAUCCGUCGACAUGACUCUAAACCAGAACCAUUCGGAGUCCGGCGGAGUCAUUAUCAACAACAGUGAGAGCGUUUUAAUGAACUAUGACAACGUGGAGCUGGUUUUCAAUGAUGCUGACCGUUUACCUGAGGCCUUCAGGAAGAGCAAGAAGGGCAGUAUCUUUCUGACUCCAUAUAGGGUAAUCUUUGUUGCUAAAGACCGAGAUUCCCUCAGGUCCUUUAUGAUGCCUUUCUACUUGAUGAAGGGCUGUGAGGUCAAACAACCGGUACUAGGAGCAAACUACAUCAAGGGAAACAUCAACGCAGAACCUGGAGGCGGCUGGGAGGGGAGCGCUAUCUUUAAGCUUGUCUUUGCUGCUGGAGGAGCCAUAGAGUUUGGGCAAUACAUGCUGCAGGUUGCAGCUCAAGCUUCCAAAGGUCAGCCAGUAACUGCUGGGUUUGGUGGUUGUCCUUUCAUGGUGAACGGGGCGUAUGCUUACCCCCCUCCCCCUUCCCACGGGGCAUACCCAGUCGGACCCCCGCCUGACUAUGUCUACCCCAAUCAGCCUCCUUCAGAUGACCUCUACCCCAACUCAACUUUCAACGGCUCUGCAGCCUUCAUGCCUCCACCUCCGUAUUCAUCUACCCUGGGCCAGCAGCCCCCACAGGACCCUGGGCUCCCUUCUUCAGCUGCAGCUGAGGCUAAAGCGGCCGAAGCAGCAGCUAGCGCUAGCUGUGCCACGCUGCCAAAUCCACAUGUGUACCUGCCAGAGGACAAGCCUCCUCCUUACUCUCCUCGAGAAGACAAGAAGAAUCAGUAGACGGCUUGACUUGCAUCCUCCAUUUGAUUUUGUCCAAGAUCUUUCGCACUUUUCUUGUCUUCCCAGCAGGGGGCGCCGCUAGUGACGACAUGACUGUCAGCUGCCUCUCAUAAAACACUAGAACAUUAGUCUGUUGUUUUUGUUGUCGUUGAGUGAUAUUUUUCUUAGGGUUUUUUCUCUCCCUCAUAUCUCUGACAGCACCCCUGCUUCCAAGACCUACUCAUUGUUAGUCCGCUACAUAAAUUUACAUGACGACAGCUGAGGUUUGGAGUGAUUUAAUACCGCAUAGAUAUUUUUUUCCCCCUUUCUUUUACACGUCUUUCUUGAAAACUGUUCCUGUUAAUUCAGUUUCGCUGUGGCACUUUGUAUUACUAAAUAAUAACCGUAAGAAAAGACUAUGGUACAAAUUGCUUUGCUGAGACAAGCUAAAUUAUGUCAUUUAUUUUUCUACCAUUCAAUUGUACAUAUAUGGAAUAUACUGUAAUAUAAAGCUCCUCACUACAGAACAGUUUUCUUUUUUAUUUUGUAGAUCAAUGUAUCCCAUGUGUUCUGUCACUAUUAGAGAGUAACGUUGAUCCGCGAUUACGAGGGUAGAGGAGGCUCUGAUGGAUUAUAUUUAAAUGUUGGGAUUAUAGACUACUACAUGUUAAAUUUAACCAUUAGUGGGAAAAACUGCUUUAUGAUCUAGCUAUAAUAACAUCACCACACUGUAUAUGUUAUUAUAUGACUGUGCAAUGCUUUGGGCUCCUGCUUGCUCAGGCAUGGCUAAAUGUGCAAUGAUGCUUCAUAAUAUUUCAUCUUAUUUAUGAAAAAUAACUCAAGAAUAAAGCAUUAUGAAGGCUGAAAGUCAUUUAUUACAUCAA
Molecule: messenger RNA, 1838 nt
Organism: Nerophis ophidion (straightnose pipefish)
Lineage: Eukaryota; Metazoa; Chordata; Actinopteri; Syngnathiformes; Syngnathidae
Gene: wbp2
Product: WW domain binding protein 2
Exons: 8
Coding region: 187-975 (262 amino acids)
Biological process (GO): positive regulation of DNA-templated transcription
Cellular component (GO): nucleus
Molecular function (GO): chromatin DNA binding; transcription coactivator activity
Source: RefSeq, a predicted model, not a curated record